Messenger RNA from Ostreococcus tauri, 1068 nucleotides. Its product is annotated as NADP-dependent oxidoreductase domain. NCBI's taxonomy places the organism in Eukaryota, Viridiplantae, Chlorophyta, Mamiellophyceae, Mamiellales, Bathycoccaceae. Bases 1 to 1068 code for a protein of 355 amino acids. The record is from RefSeq and is a predicted model, not a curated record. The transcript has a single exon.
AUGUCGACGUCGGCCACGUCGAGCGCUGUAGUCACGGAAGAAUCCUCGACGCGCGUGCGCGUGGGAACGAUCCUCGGCACGAUGACGUUCGGGUGGAGGUACUCGAGCAGUACGUGCGACGACGAGGCGUCGACUCAGAUGAUGCGAGCGUUCGCGGCGGAAGGCUUUCAUGAAGUGGACACGGCUCUGGCGUACGCGGGCGGAGAGACGGAGAGGAUCAUCGGUCGCGCCUUGGCGAGUGAUCCGGCGCUCAACGCCGCUGUUCGCGUGGAUACUAAGGCGAAUCCUUGGCCCGGAGGCGUGAUGACCCCGCAGGCGGGACGCGGCGGGCUUGCACCAACCGAGUUGCGAAGCCAAGUUGAGAGCAGCACAGCGUCUCUCGGUGAUGGAGUGAAAAUUCGAGUUCUAUACCUUCACGCGCCGGACGCGGAUACCAGACUCGAGGAUGUUCUUGGUGAAUGCGAGCAGAUGCGCACAAGUGGAUUGUUUGAAGAGAUCGGUUUGUCGAAUUUUUCGGCGUGGGAAACGGUUGAGGCACAUCGAAUUUGUGAACGGAAUGGCUGGAAGGCGCCAACUAUUUACCAAGGUAUGUACAAUGCGUUGACGCGAAACGUCGAGUUCGAAUUGUUACCCGCGCUUCGCGCUACCGGCAUGCGAUUCGCAGCUUAUAAUCCACUUUGUGGAGGUUUGCUCACUGGGAAGUACAAGACGCGAGACGUCUCGACAGUGACUGGUGGACGCUUCGAUGGAAACGACAUGUAUACGUCAAGGUUUUGGCUCGAAUGCUAUCAUACAGCCGUGGAUAACAUCGUGGAGGCCUGUUCGAAACACAACAUCAACGCAGCUGACGCGUCGCUACGAUGGCUUUACAACCACAGCGAGCUGGACGGUGCAAAGGGAGACGCCGUCAUUAUUGGCGCGUCGAGUGUCUCACAGCUUGAAUCAAACGUCGCCUCCGCAAAGCGCACCGAUCCGUUGCCAAAGGACGUACUGAAUGCCAUGGAUCUCGGUUGGCGCGAGUGUGAGAAUGCGAGCGCGCCUUAUUUCCGUGGGCACUGUAAAAUUUAG